Molecule: messenger RNA, 2367 nt
Organism: Purpureocillium takamizusanense
Lineage: Eukaryota; Fungi; Ascomycota; Sordariomycetes; Hypocreales; Ophiocordycipitaceae
Exons: 3
Coding region: 177-725 (182 amino acids)
Biological process (GO): cytoplasmic microtubule organization
Molecular function (GO): microtubule binding
Source: RefSeq, a predicted model, not a curated record
CAGCACAGCCCGGCGCGACCCAACCCCCAACACACCAACAAAGGGGAUCACACACGACGUCUAGAUCACGAUCAUUACCGAGACUGCCGUCGUCUGCCGUCCCACGCGACAAAUCAUCAACUGGCGCGACUCGUAUUCGCGCCCGUACGUUGGUCGUCCGCCCCGGAAUCAUCAUCAUGGUCUGCGCCAAAUGUCAGAAGCUCGGCAAGGGCACGACGCUCGCCACACCCGAGGUCAAGAAGAAGAGUGAGAUGUACUACGGUUCGCCGGCGAGCUCCUCCAAAUCAACCGGUGCCAGCAAGUCCACGACCGUGGGUCAAAGCGGAAUCGUAAAGAGCAAGCUCCUAUCCAAGUCGGCCAAGAACCCCUAUGCUCAGUAUUCAAGUUCAUGUUCAAAGUGCAAGACCAAAAUUACUCAGGGACAUACUUUUUGCCACACUUGUGCAUACAAAAACGAAGGUAUGGCGGCCCUUGUGUCGUUGUCGCUGAGUGACUACCACUUACUACAAAACCAGCUUGUGCCAUGUGCGGCAAACCCAACAAAAAGGGCUCAUCAAAGGCCCCAACGGUGUCUGGCCAAAAGUUUACGCUCAAGUAAUGUGCGGUACAGCCCAUCCCAACCAUUGGCCCCGCGAGAUGGGAGCAGCAGCGGAUCCGGGGGUUGUUUGCAUCGCGUCCUCCCAAAUCACGGCAUUCUUCCGCGCCCACCUACAGCGCUGAUUUGACGUCGCCCUCGAAUAAGGACUUCAGCCACUUGCCGAUGUGCGCGUUGACUUCGUCGCUGGCACCCGUCAAUGCCCAGUGAGAGCCGCCGACUUCAGCCCUGGUCAGCUUGGGCAUGUAUCGUUCCAUGCCAAUGGACAUGGAAGGUGGCAGCGCGGUGUCGUUUUUGGCGGCAAUGUACAUGGUGGGCAUCUCAAGUUUCGUGUCCUUGUCGGCCAGGGGCAGCUCCUCCUCCCAGUUGAUCUUGCGCGUGCGAUACCAGUUGAGCGGUCCUCGGAGUUGCGGCACGCUCUGGAGCAUAUACUUUUCGACAUAGUGGUUCAGCUCCUCCUCAGAAAGCAAAACGGUCCUAUUGAGCUUGGGCAGAUUGUCCAGCAGGACGCCUUGCUCGGGAAUGAGAGCGCGCUCGCGGUUGGGGCCGGAUCCUCCCCACAUGCCGUUCAGAAACUGGCGGAGUUUUUCCUCGCCCUGAAUCUCCUUCUCCACGUCUGGUCCAGCGAGCUGGAGCUGGUAUGUGAAGUUCUUGAGCUUCCCCAUGGCAAUGAGGUCCUGCAGAGGUAGCCAGGGCUUCAUGGGUGCGUUGAACGGUGUGCAGACGCUGAAGACACCCUUAAGAAGCUCCGGGUACCACAGAGCGACCCUCCAGACGAGGGCACCACCCCAGUCGUGUCCACCAAGAACAAUCUGGCCGUCGCCAACAAAUUUGCGUGCCAGCUCCCUGAUGUCGGCAGACAUGCUCUUGAAAGAGAACUGGGCCAGGUCUUGCGGGGUGUCAGACCCGGCGUAGCCCAGGAGAUCGGGCACAACGACGCGGAAGCCGAGCUUCAUGAGGUACGGGAUCUGGUUGCGCCAGCCAAAGCUGCAGUCCGGGAACCCAUGGAUGAGGAAGAUGGUGGCGACGGGAAGCGUGAUCUUGGGCUCGCCGACGAUGUACUUGUACGUCUUGCCGCGGACCACGGCCGAUUCGUAUCGGACCCUUGGGUCGUAGGGGGUGAGCUUGCUCGCGUCCAUAGUGGGGUUUUCUCUUGAAGGCUGUAAGCUGGGGCUCGCGCAGCGGUAUGUCCUGGGCGCGUGUUAAUAAGAGGAGCACGAGACUGCGAUCCGAUGCAAGUGCGGCGUUGCUGAUGUACGUGGGUGCAGCCGAUGACGUCCAAUGUCACGGCCUCCAAUCGAUGGCAAGGGUACUUCGUACAACAGGGAUCGGCUUUGCUUCCCACCUGUUGACUUACCGACUUGAGCACACAGGCGGAACAGCUCUGCCGACAGACACCUGCGCCGCACCGUCCGUGACAGUUGCUCUCACCCGUCUUCCUUGCCGUUCGUGAUAACUUCGCGUUGGGAGCUCGGCCGUCAGUUCCGCGAAUCAACGGAUUGCGUUGCCGCUGAAGUGAAGUGGGAAUUGGGCGGGCGACUGCUGGUGAAUCGAAGCUCGGAGCCCGUGUCUGCCGGCUCUGAUUAGUACCCGGACAUGGCCCAGGGGUCGACCAUACCUACAUGCGAAGUACGUGCCGCGACGAAUGAAUCACCCACCACCGUUGCGAAGGAGAAGAGAGGCGGGUUUCCUCUGAGUGUGUGCACUACGCAAGUUUGCCCACGUCGAGCUGCGGUCUCGACGUGUGAGAGAGACAAAGGAGGGCUGCGACG